This is a messenger RNA of Necator americanus (New World hookworm), 210 nucleotides long. RefSeq lists its product as uncharacterized. NCBI's taxonomy places the organism in Eukaryota, Metazoa, Nematoda, Chromadorea, Rhabditida, Ancylostomatidae. Bases 1 to 210 code for a protein of 69 amino acids. The record is from RefSeq and is a predicted model, not a curated record. The transcript has 2 exons.
AUGCUUCUGCAGAAGAAUAGCGAUAGUGGAUAUCAUCCACAGUGUGACAAUUGGUCCUCCAACGUCAGGCAGCAUUUCCACAAAGAGUUCUUUUGUUUUGUUGGUUUACUGAUGUUGUACUAUGUUACAUGUUACACACUUGUAUGUUCACUAGGUGUUGUUGUGAAUUUCAAAUACCUCAGGAAAUAUGUUUGUUCAUGUUUAAUAUAA